AUGGUGCUGAGCCUGCUGCUGUCGGCCUACCAGCUGUGCCGCCUGGCCAUGCCCGAGCCGGGGGCGGCGGCGGGCUGGUGGGCGGAGGGGCUGGACGGCGACGACCUCCCGCCCGGGCAGGGCGCGGCCAUCCAGGCGGCCCUGGAGCGGAGCCUGCCCGAGCUGCACCAGGCUGUCUCGGCGGCCAAGCAGGCGGCGGGAGCGGGGGACCUGCAGGCGCGGCUGGGCGCCGUGCUGGCGCUGGUGGAGGAGGCCUGGGGGCUGCCGGCCGUGGGGCGCCAGGUGGCCAAGGGGCUCUGCGACGCGCUGCGCCUGGAGGGCGGCCUCGACCUCCUGCUCGACCUGCUGCGCGGCGCAGAGCCCGAGAGCCGGAAUCGCGCGGCGCAACUGCUGGAGCAGGUCCUGGUGGCCGAGAACAGGAACCGGGUGGCUCGGAUCGGCCUGGGGGUGGUGCUGAACCUGGCCAAGGAGCGGGAGAGCCUCCCCCUGGCCAGGAGCACCUCGGGCAUCCUGGAGCACAUGUUCAAGCACUCGGAGGAGACCUGCUUCCAGCUGAUCGCCAACGGAGGCCUGGACGCCAUCCUCUUCUGGUGCCGCUGGAAUGACCCCGUGGUGCUUCGGCACUGCGCCGCCGCCUUGGCCAACUGUGCCAUGUACGGCGGGCAGGCCAACCAGCGGCGGAUGGUGGAGAAGAAGGCCUCGGAGUGGCUCUUCCCGCUGGCCUUCUCCAAGGAGGACGACCUGGUCCAGUUCCAGGCCUGCCUGGCCAUCGCCGUGCUGGCCACCAACAAGGAGAUCGAGAAGGAGGUGGAGAACUCGGGCACGCUGGCCCUGGUGGAGCCCUUCAUCGCCACCCUCGACCCGGGACGCUUCACCCACAGCUGGCUGGGCAGCAGCGAGAACAGCCAGGGCCGGACGGCAGACGACUUGCAGUACCUGGUGCCCCUGCUGGACAGCUCCCGCCUGGAGGCCCAGUGCAUCGCCGCCUUCUACCUCUGCGUGGAGGCCGCCAUUAAAGGCCAGCAGAAGAAGACCGAGAUCUUUGCAGAGAUCGGGGCCAUCCAGAGCCUGAAAAGGAUCGUCUGCUACUCGGCCAACGGCACCACCUCCAUGCUGGCCAAGCGGGCGCUGUGCACCAUGGGUGAGGAAGUGCCCCGGCGUCUCCUGCCCACGGUGCCCAACUGGAAGACCCCCGAGGUGCAGAAGUGGCUCCAGCAGAUCGGCUUUCUCAAGUACUGCCCACGCUUCCUGGAGCACCAGGUGGACGGAGACCUGCUCCUCAGGCUGUCCGAGGAAGACCUGCUGACCGACCUGGCCAUGAGCUCCAGCAUCACCCGCAAGCGGUUCUUUCGGGAGCUGACGGAGCUGAAGACCUACGCCAAUUACUCCACCUGCGACCGCAGCAACCUGGCUGACUGGCUGGCCGGCGUGGACCCCAAAUUCCGCCAGUACACCUACAACCUGGUCACCUGCGGCAUCGACCGGAACUUCCUCCACCGCGUCACGGAGCAGCAGCUGCAGGACGACUGCCGCAUCGGGCUGAGCUUCCACCGCGUCCGGAUCCUCUCUGCCGCCCGGGAGUUUGCCCAGCAGGGCCUCAAAGGGUCCUCAAACCCACCUGAAAGCAGCUUCCCUGAGCCAGUUAAAUAUGCUGAAUGA
Messenger RNA from Thamnophis sirtalis, 1659 nucleotides. The record is from RefSeq and is a predicted model, not a curated record. Lineage: Eukaryota; Metazoa; Chordata; Lepidosauria; Squamata; Natricidae.